Molecule: messenger RNA, 618 nt
Organism: Pyricularia grisea
Lineage: Eukaryota; Fungi; Ascomycota; Sordariomycetes; Magnaporthales; Pyriculariaceae
Exons: 3
Coding region: 1-618 (205 amino acids)
Source: RefSeq, a predicted model, not a curated record
AUGAAGCAUCUCAUCGGCUUUUGCAGCGCUGUCAUAGCUCUUACAUUGUCAGGAAGCCAUGCCUCCGCUCUCGCAACCAGUAGAGCUCUAUCCACCCUCCCCGACCUCCCAACAGUCGACGCGGUGUGGGAAAUAGAGAUCUGGCCCGGCCAGAAGGUAGCACUUGUGGGGACGGCUCAACAAGUAGUUGCCAAAGCCCUCGAGCUCAACCCCGACUACCAAAUGAACAAAUUCCCUGCAUCCCCAUCCCAACCUCACGACAGUAGCAACAGCCACAACAACAACAAGCUGUCUAAACGUGACUACACCCUGUGCGGUGGGGACCCGGCGCUGCAGCAACGCACCCGGGAGAACAUACAGUACCUCUUCGGUCUCGGUCAGACCCUGCGGAUUGAGUCGCAUACGUGCGGCCGGCUGGCCUGCCAAUACAACAGUGGGAUUGAGUGGUGCAACUAUGCACUCGAGGCUAGAGAGCACACGACGGACUGGAUUGCCCAUGCUGCCGAGGUGGUAUUUGCGGAUUGUUUUGAUGGAUUUGAUGGCGGCGAGUUUGUUUCGGGCAGACGCGUGCAUGAUGAUCUGGUCGUGGUAGUCAUCAGGGACAGCUUCGAUUGUUAA